UCGAAGUUCAGGGAGAGACUGCAGGAAGUGCUGAAAUGGUGCUCAAUGAAGAUGAUUGAUGUUAAAAGCAUAUGAAGAGGGAAGUACUAAUUGGGAAGAAGGAUGAGAUAUAUGGUGGCAGGUUAUUAGCGAGUUUGCAGUUGUUUGUUAUAAAUGAUGCGGAUGAGUUUAGUGCGGUUUUGAAGCGUGAAUCGAAUCCGAAGAUAUUGAUCACCACUUGCCGAUUUAACUCUUCUAGGGGUCCUGCUUUUAUAGAGGAACUACUUUCGAUGAUCCCAAAUGCGCAGUACUAUAAAAGAGACACUUAUGACUUGAAAAAGAUUAUAGAGUAUGCAAAUAAAAAGGAAUUCACUUCUUUAAUUGUUGUUCAUACCAAUCACCGGGAACCAGAUGCUCUCCUAAUUAUUGGCUUACCUAAUGGACCUACUGCCCAUUUUAAGCUCUCAAAGCUUGUUUUACGGAAGGAUAUCAAGAAUCAUGGAAAUCCAACCAGUCAUGAGCUUGUAUUAAACAACUUUACAACACGCCUUGGUCAUCAUAUUGGGAGAUUAAUACAGUCACUUUUCCCUCAAGAACCAAAUUUUAGUGGUCGGCGAGUUGUAACUUUCCACAACCAACGAGAUUUUAUAUUCUUCCGGCAUCAUCAGUGUGCCUCCUUUGCUAUUUUUAGUUCUUGCAGUGAUCCUUUCUUAUACUUGUGA
Molecule: messenger RNA, 701 nt
Organism: Rosa chinensis
Lineage: Eukaryota; Viridiplantae; Streptophyta; Magnoliopsida; Rosales; Rosaceae
Product: ribosome production factor 1
Exons: 7
Coding region: 72-701 (209 amino acids)
Biological process (GO): maturation of LSU-rRNA; maturation of 5.8S rRNA
Cellular component (GO): preribosome, large subunit precursor; nucleolus
Molecular function (GO): rRNA primary transcript binding
Source: RefSeq, a predicted model, not a curated record